UGGUUGUUGAAAACUCUAUUGUUAGAACACUGUAAGCGUGAUAUGUAUCAAGGACCCUGAGUCCACAACAGCAGGCUGUCUCCCUGGAGUUUAGGCAGCUGGCAUCAUCCAUACAGCAGACAGGCUCCUAACAAAAGCCCAGCUGAAGUUGAGAAACUGAUUGAGAGGAGGAUUGAAGGCAUUCAGGGAGUACUGGAGAGGCUGGAGGGGUGCAACUGUGGGAGUGUUGUGAAUAAUGGUUUACUGUUAAAGAUUUAACAAAAUUCAUCAGAGUAUGUGGAACUUUAAUUGCUUCAUAAAUAAGAGGGUAGAUCUUGCAGAAUGUAUUCUCACAUACUUUUUAAAUCAAUAUCUUACACCUACUAUUUCUUUCUUAGUUGCAUUUUCUUUAGCAUUGUCCAAAGUCACAUAUUUCUUUUUUGCCAGGUUAAACAAUUCCUCUACCAACAGGCAGUGUCUGAUUAUCGGAAUUUGAAGCUUUAAACUGUCAGUAACGGUAACAACAAGUAAGAUGUAUCGCCAUAAUACCGCAUUAUACAAAGUGUGUGACCUUCCAAAUCCUGCAUUACGGGGACCACAAAAACUAGUCCAAAGCCUUUCUGGAAAACUGCCGUCUCGUUGCUUUCCGCUGGAGGCUCUCUUUCUGCCCAAGUCGCUUUCUUUGUGUAGUUGCAGUCUGGCUCCGCUAGAGUCUGCAAAUGAACGCCUUCUUUCUCGAUCUCACACAUUUAAAAAAACACACAAUGAGACACUGUAAUGCCUCCGUAAUCUCCGUGCAAUGAGGUGGUAGUGUUCGGGCAAACAGCUGACUUCAGGCUGUAAGGGAAAAGCUAGAAGCGAUUUUUUGACUCGCCACCUUGCAUCUUUUGAUAGUCUGGAUCUCUUUCGGAGCUAAUGAUGAAAGAAGAGGGAAUCUCCGCCGUCUCGGGACAGCUACAAAUAGAAAGCAAAGACUAAAAUUCUACCGUGAAAGCUGCUGGAAGUUUGUUGGAUCAGACACUGUGUGCAUGGAUUUUUGGCGGAUAUUAUUAAGUUUGUGUACAGAAAAAUCGGCGAUCUCUUCACACCGGGAAUGGAGAUUGAGUGCUGCGUUUAAAUAUUUCUUUUCCCAGAGAGAAUUUUAAGAAAGGCAUCGUCCUGGCAGUGUAGGAAAUGCACACCAGUUUUUAAACCUAGAUGGGUGUUUAAAACUGCGUUUUUUUUGCUCAGUGUGCAUUAGCAGUUUAGUUUUUACAAAUCGUUUUGAUUUAAAAUCACGUUAUUGUAUCUUUCCAUAAUUUUUCCACAUCGGAUAUUUAACUUUUGUCUUCGUUAUUUUUUCAACAAAGUACUUUGUAAAAUAUGUAUACAGAUAAGACGUCAAAAUGUGUCUUAUUUCACUGUUUGGUCAUAUAACAGACUUGAUAUUUGGAAUUGUGUCCACAUAAUGUGUCUUUUAAGCAGUGACAGAAUUCUUACAAAGCCAUGCAAGAUCUAAACCCUUGGACAAAAUGCUUUUACUUUUGCAUCCUGUGUGAUACAUAUUUCUUUUUACUUUAUUAGGCUCACUUUACAAUUAUCUUUGUCCUUUUUAAAAAAAAUUGCUUUCAAAUCGUGAAUAGGAUUUGCUUGCGGUCGUGGGACUGAGAGGAUGGGGGAUGCAGGUCCACCACAGCCGUCGGCGGGUGGAUUCGUGCCCAUGUUAGGUGUUGGCAUGGUAGGCUCGGUGCCAGGUGCUGUGACCGGGCCGAUCUCUGGUACCAGAGGAUCUGCAGUGCCCUUGCACAGUGCCAUCGUGGAAAGGCUUAGGGCACGAAUUGAGCUGUGCCGGCGGCAUCAUUCUAGCUGCGAAAGCCGGUACCAGCGCGGUCAAGCGGAGAACUCGGACCGAGAGCGAGAAAGCACGCUUCAUCUACUCAACAUAGUGCACCAGGGGCCAGGAAACAGGAAAAACAAAAGCCACAAAACUGCAGCGCAACAGCCCCCAGAAUACAACAGCAGAGUAAACGGAGAGCAGAAAUCCCAGAACUCAGCGGGAGGGGAACCGAGGAAUUCUACGCGCAUAGCACUCCAGGGAUCAUUGAGAAGAAAAUUAGAAGGGAAUCCACCAACAGGGUUUAACCCAAAACAAAAUGGAAUUUCAAGUGGAGCUUUUAAUGCAGACCUUAAACGGUUGCGGGUCGAUGCAGGUAGUAGUCUACGACAAAGUGGCUGUGUGUUCAGCAAUGGGCAGUCACAAACAUUGCAGGGCACUGAGGGUAUGGGCCAUGCCCCUCAAAGAAAAGACAAUAGCUUAAUGGCCCAAAUGAGUGGAAGUGAUCUAUUUAGUCUAACUCUCAAGGAGAUGAAGAAGGAACCAGGAGAAGUUCAUCCAUGCAGCCAAACCUCCAUUGACAACAACAUGAUGACCUUUGAUUUUAAAGAUGAAUCUGGUUGUCAGAUUGAUCCAGAGCUCCAGGAUCUGUUUGAUGAACUCACCAAGUCUGUGCCCUCUCUUAAUGACCUAGAGUUUGAGAAGAUUCUGAAGCAGGAUGCUGAUUCCUUCAGCUUGGACCUGGGACGACCCAGCUCAGCUGGGAUGAGUAAGCCUUCUCCACAGAUGGAGAAGAUAGUCAUCAAGACUGAGUACUCACCCGGGUUUAGUCAGGCUUCUGCAGGGUCACCCCAACUGAGACCAGCUUCUGCAGGACCGACGUUCUCUAUAAGCACCUCAUUAUCAUCUUCUCCAGUGACUUCUACACCUCAGAACCUGAGCCAGGGAGCGCAGGGCUCCUCUAGUGCAGCUAGACCUCUGACCAGUUGGCCUGAGGUGUCCCACGCUGAGCAGCUGAAACAGAUUGCUGCAAACCAACAGCCAACAGCAAUGCUGCACCAGCAGCAGGGCCAGUCAGCAGCGAUAGCCAGCUGGUCAUCUGCAAUGUCCACACACUCGUCUCCUGGACCUUUUGGGCAAGAGAAAAUCCCAAGCCCUGCCACCCUUUGCCAACAGAGGAUCAGCCCCCAGAAUUCUAUCCUGCCCCCCAUGACCAACAGCCAGACCAAAGGGAUGAACAAUUGCCUCUUCAAAUUGAAUGGCAACAGUAGUGCAAACCACAUGGGCAUGAAAGUGCUGAACACCAAGCCAUUGUCUCACUUCAGCCCCAAGGCCAUCAGCCAACCGAUUUCAUUGAUGGGGGACUCGCAGAACAAGUCUCCUGUUCUGCACUAUCAACAACAGCAGCAGCAACAAGGAACAUCUGUUCAGACACAGCCACACCCUCCUCCACAUUUCCAGAAUCAUGCUCUGCCACGACUUCCUAAUGUGCCAGUAUCCCAGUGCCUGCAGCCCAAGACUCUGCCACAGAAGAUGCAGCUAAACCAGCAUGCCCCUGGGCUUCCAUACAAGAUGGCUCAGCAAAGACAGGUUCUACCUCCUGGGACCCGGCUACCUGUGAGCAGCAGCUUUGCAAACAGCACCACUCAGCCUCCACAGCCGCCAUCUUUGACCAAUCAGCAGAAGACCAUGGGAAAGAACCAGGCCAUGCAAAGACAGAUGGUUUUACAACAGCAAAUUCUCAAUGAGGGAGACAAAAUGAGUCCACAGGAUCAGUUAAACCGCCGUUUAACCAGGCCGCCUCCUGAUUACAAAGAGUCAAGAAGAAAUAUGGUUGGAGCACAGCCGCCAACAAAUCAGUACACAGGUGGUGGGCUUUCUUUAGGGAUGUCCUCGACCCAGACAUUGACAAACAAUGCUUCCAAUCAGAGUGGUCUGCAAGCCAACUCCUGCCAUCUUCCAUCGGGCCAGGGAAGCAAGAUGGCACCUACUUCCAAUGAAAGGAUAUAUGGGCCUGGAAUGGACCCUCAACAAGGGGGUUAUAACACACAGAAUGGUGCAAACCAGCUCCAGCAACGUGGCAGCCAAAAUCCAAUGGGAAUGAACCAGAAUAACCCCAGAUUUCAAGGACCUGCCAGCAUGGGGACUAAUUUUGGGCCUAGCUCUGUGACAAAUGCACAGCACAUGAGGCCAGCAGUAAACCAGGAGACUUCAGGCAUGCCUGGACACAGACUGGCUGGUAUGAUGACGAAUUCCACUAUGGUGGCACCUAGCUGGGCACAAGGCUCUAAACAGACUGCAGCUCCUCCUCAUCCCCUCGGAGUCAGGAGAUUCCUGAAUACGCUACAUUCCCAUCAGGAAGUGGGCAGCCGUCACUUUCCACAUAGGUCUAUAGCACCACCAAACCAAGUAGCUCCAGACAUUUCCAUGCGCCCUCUCAACCCAAUGAACCAAGCUGUUAAUGGGCAGGCAGCUGGGACAGCUACUGGACCCGCUCAGAGGCCUGGCCAGCCAAGAAUGCCCACUUUGUCGACCAUGACAAAUAUGAAUCAGCUCUCACCUGCGCAGACAGCAAGCGCAGGCAAUUUCACCGCCUCUGGUCAUAAUCCCCGCCCUUAUCAAAGCAGCAGCAACAGUGGUGACCUGACCUUUGAUUUUCUCCAGGAAGGAGACAACACAGUUCCAGGGAUAAACACUGACUCAGAUUUCAUAGACUCGCUGCUGAAAUCUGGCUCUGGAAAUGAUGACUGGAUGGAAGAUAUCAACCUGGAUGAAAUUCUCGGCAGUCAUUCUUAAAAUGGCAGGUGGCUGUAGACACAUACAUGUCUUAUAGCUACAUGUCUGAAUGCUACAUUUACAUGUCACAUAGCUGCAGAUUAAAGAGCCAAUUUCCAAUGGGCAGUACAAACUGUUUAUGCUUAAUUGUUUAAAUGUACAUUUUCCAGUUUUAUUCCCUAAAAGGGAUGUUAUUGGUUUGGGUUUCAUAGAUAAUGUGCUUAAUUUAUGAAUAUUCAUUUCACAAUUAUUGAACAAUAGUGGCCUUUGUUUUCUACCAAUGAUGAAAAAUGUGUUUUAUACUUUCCGAAAUAUCAAACAACCUUGUGUUGACAACUAGAGUAAGACAAGAUUACAUCAUUUAACUUGUUUAGCCUUGCAAACUAUCAGAGUUUACACCUUGAGCUGUUCGAUAUGAUUUAGUGGUGAUGCUGAAGGCCACAUUAUUUAUGACAGAUUGCUUUGAGACAAUUUUGUUUGUUUCAGCACUUGUGAUCAAUUAGCUGUACGUGACAAUUAUGUGUAUUUUGUUCCACAGUUUUUCCUUAGUUCUCUCUAUUUUAUUACUCUUUUGUACUUCUAUUUUAAUAUACUUGACAACACUACUCAAGAUCUCUGAUAUGUAUAAAGUCACUGAGGGGGAGCUUAAAUGUUGAAAUAUGUGGUUUAUGCCUAUUUUCUCUUUAACAAGUCUUGUUGUUUCACAAGUCGUUCUUUCUCUUCAAAUAAGCGGUUUGUCCUUUUCUUAGUUUUAAACUCUGGCAUUACUGGACAAAUCAAACUGAGUCUGUCAUGAUCAUUAUAAAUCUUCAUGUUUCCAUAAAACGCAUGGGACUGCUUGUCUAAGUAUACUUUAUGACAAAAACUGUGCUGUAUAAACUUACAUUUCUAUCCAGACUUGCAAUGUUUAUUCAUCUUUUUGGAAGUCUUAUAAUGAGGUUUUGUUUUGCCUAGGACCAAGUUUUGUUUUGUUUUUUUCCCCCAAAAAAUAAACCUCUCUGUAUCUGAUUUGCUGUAUAUGUCAAUAAAACAGGCUAGUGCUCUGACAGAUUUUAAAUCUCUGCACUUGUGUGUCAACUAUGAAAUGUACAGAUUGUACUGCGCUUUGUAAAGAAAUGUAAAGUAUGUUUUGAUAAACAAAUCAUAUGCUUCAGAAGAUUAUAUUUAUACUUCUGUGAAUUAAAAUUUAGUAAAUGUUAUAUUUUGUACUGAAAACUUGUUUCCUUCUAAAAAAUGUUUUGUUCAUUUUGUUGCGUGUUGAAUGUGGUGUAUAUUUGGUGCAGCCAUGUUAGCUUCCCAGUACCAACAAUAAACAAA
Lepisosteus oculatus (spotted gar) is the source of this 5884-nucleotide messenger RNA. It is a transcript of the gene maml2, whose product is annotated as mastermind like transcriptional coactivator 2. Lineage: Eukaryota; Metazoa; Chordata; Actinopteri; Semionotiformes; Lepisosteidae. Gene Ontology annotation, biological process: Notch signaling pathway; positive regulation of transcription of Notch receptor target. The record is from RefSeq and is a predicted model, not a curated record. Gene Ontology annotation, molecular function: transcription coactivator activity. Gene Ontology annotation, cellular component: nuclear speck; nucleoplasm.